Molecule: messenger RNA, 384 nt
Organism: Mus caroli (Ryukyu mouse)
Lineage: Eukaryota; Metazoa; Chordata; Mammalia; Rodentia; Muridae
Source: RefSeq, a predicted model, not a curated record
AUGGCGCCACCUCCAGUCAACCUCACACGCGGGUCGCUUGGGUGUAGCGGCAGCCGCUCAGGUCAGGGGCAGGCAGCGGUGGAGUCGGCAGCUAGCGGGGUGCAGCGCUCGCCGGUGGUCGUGAUGAGUCUACCCCUCAACCCCAAGCCUUUCCUCAAUGGACUGACAGGGAAGCCAGUGAUGGUGAAACUGAAGUGGGGCAUGGAGUACAAGGGCUACCUGGUCUCCGUGGAUGGCUACAUGAACAUGCAGCUUGCAAAUACAGAAGAAUACAUAGAUGGGGUGCUGUCUGGACAUCUGGGUGAAGUUCUAAUAAGGUGUAAUAAUGUCCUCUACAUCAGAGGCGUUGAAGAAGAGGAGGAAGAUGGGGAAAUGAGAGAAUAG